Molecule: messenger RNA, 1254 nt
Organism: Didymella exigua CBS 183.55
Lineage: Eukaryota; Fungi; Ascomycota; Dothideomycetes; Pleosporales; Didymellaceae
Exons: 2
Coding region: 1-1254 (417 amino acids)
Molecular function (GO): protein binding
Source: RefSeq, a predicted model, not a curated record
AUGUCUUUUGAUUUGCUACCUUCCGAAUUACAAAUCGAGAUAUUCAGCUAUCUCAAAGGUUUACACCUCAAGGCUGUGCGUGCGGUCUGCCGUGCAUUCAGAGAUAAUGCUGAGCCCACAUUGUUCCAAUGCGUUACUGCGGCAGCACGAUAUCAAGCACUGGGUGCUUUGCAGAAGAUCUCGUUAUUCCCAGUGUUUCAGAAACAUGUCCGGGAGAUAGUCUUCGACGGGUCACAAUAUGACAAGCUUCUUGCAAGGCGUGAACGAUCAUAUCACAGCCUUGCUGCCAGGAUUCCCAACCUUGAGAAGGGCUUCCAGUGGCAGAAGCGCACUCGAUGGCAGCGAUAUGUCCAGCUCUACAAAGAACAAGAAGAGAUGAAGACCGACGGUAUUCUUGUGCACACCCUUUCAAGAGCCCUUGAUUGGAUGCCAAAUGUUUCUUGCAUUACGUACUCACCACACCCCCAUCAUCUCCCGACUGAAGCCAAAGAUAUGAAGGGCCUGGUUCAGAGAAGCCUUUCGGAUUCACCCAAAUCUGAUUAUACAUCCUCCAAACACCCUUUUCGUCAACUUAUUGCGGCGUUGUAUUUGUCUCAAUUCGCUGGCAUCCGCGAGCUCAGGGCAGACUAUGUUGGCGAGAGCAUUGCUAACCCUGGCACUGAGUUUGCUAUUGGCAUCUUCAACCUGGACGAAAGCGAGAUGGUGGCCGCUGAAUUUUUGUUUCAGGGCCUUGAGAAGCUUGUACUGAACAUGGCGUUGAAGGUUUCGGAUAAGGCCACGUUCGGUGAAGUCACUGACAAAUUCGCUACACUGCUGCGCAGUUCCACAUGUCUGCAACACCUCCACCUCCACCCUACGCAUUGGAAGUCAGAAGUAGGUGCUCAGCCUGUCUUCGCUCGGCUCGGCCUUCAGACGACUUGGCCGAAGUUGCAGACAUUGAGUCUGAAGGGCAUCUUCGCAAAUGAGAAAGAUCUGUCUGACAUGAUCAAGCGACACAAGAAGACUCUUACGAAUGUAAAGUUCAGUAAAUGCAGUCUUCUUGACGGUUUAUGGGCUGAUAUUGUCGAUGAAGUUGUGUAUGGCUCUCAGAUUCGCCAGUUCGUGUUGGACCGUGGGAACGAGAGGGGAUUGUCUUACCUCAACUAUGCAUCCCUGACCACCUGGGAGAGAGACUUCUGGAAGUAUGAAGGCCAUCUGGAAGUGGCUAAAGACGACGAGCGAAGAUUUGUAAGUGCAGAAGCCCUGGUGGCUUGA